This is a messenger RNA of Phasianus colchicus (ring-necked pheasant), 1103 nucleotides long. RefSeq names its product ubiquinol-cytochrome c reductase complex assembly factor 6 (gene UQCC6). Lineage: Eukaryota; Metazoa; Chordata; Aves; Galliformes; Phasianidae. The record is from RefSeq and is a predicted model, not a curated record. Gene Ontology annotation, cellular component: mitochondrion. Gene Ontology annotation, biological process: mitochondrial respiratory chain complex III assembly.
GGCGUCACGGAAAGGUGACGCACUUCCGGCGCGCCACUCGAUAGGUGGUGGUAGGCCGCCAUGCCCGCGGGUGUGCCCUGGUCCACAUACGUGAAGACGCUGGCUGCCAGCAUGCUGGCCAUGUUCGCAGGAGCCGAGGUGGUGCACCGGUACUACCGGCCUGACCUCAGUAUACCUGAAAUACCUCCUAAACCUGGAGAGCUGAGAACAGAGCUGCUGGGUCUGAAAGCAAGAUCAAAACAAGCUGAAACAUCCCAGCAUUGACUGCAGUUUGCUUUCUGUGUUUUGAGAACUACGUAGGUUGCUCCAAAAGUAAUGCCUAUUUAUUUCCAUGGAAAUAAUAACUGAUACAAAGAGCACAAUAAGAAUAUGUGAGCAAAUUCCAAGCUACAAAAAUGUCUCUCCACAUAGUUGCCACCAUUAGUCAAUUUGUGUGUGAGAACGGAUGGAGGCACUCUUCAUUUCAUGGUGUAACAGUUGCGUGUGGCCACUGGGAAUGCAGCUUGCUGCUCACGUUGCCGUUGCUAUACUGCUGAAACACAGCACCCACUGCCUCACUGCGCUGACAUCCACUGGUUGGUCUCCAUAACCAUUCACAAGUGUUGAUGAAUGUCACUAGGUGCAUUUUUUUUCCACCUGGCAGAUUUCAGAGAUGCGCCUUUGCUUCAUAGAUACUUCCAUGGCAGAUGCCAUUGUCAGAUUGCCCCUGUGCUGACCUCUGUUGCACAGCAACAAAAUGUAACAAGAAGACUGAUGAGAAGGUUCAACCUCUACUGCUGUACCACCAUGACAUCAUGGACCAACAUAAUGGCACAGGAGGCACUACUUUUGGAGCAGCUCGUAUAGGACAGCUAGAACAUUUGGUCAACUCUCAACUGCAGAAGUCCAUACGUGAAAUACUUAAGCUUUUCUUCUUUCUUGAAAGCAGAAUUAUAUGCAGUAUAUGUUAAAAAUAAACUUAUGAUGAAUACUGUUAAAAGUGUAAUAUGUUGUAUACCAAAAUAUGUGUUAUUAAUUUUGAUUUGCAGUGUAAAUAUUCUUCAGAAUAAAAAAUGUGAACUCAUGCUUGGCCAAGUCUACUGGAGUUUGAAUGUUUUAAGCUG